Messenger RNA from Sinocyclocheilus grahami, 1438 nucleotides. RefSeq names its product ankyrin repeat and SAM domain-containing protein 4B-like. The record is from RefSeq and is a predicted model, not a curated record. The coding region runs from base 129 to 1397 and encodes 422 amino acids. Gene Ontology annotation, molecular function: protein binding. NCBI's taxonomy places the organism in Eukaryota, Metazoa, Chordata, Actinopteri, Cypriniformes, Cyprinidae. The transcript has 2 exons.
GCAGUGUGAUUAAAGUUUCUCCUCCCUCAGACGCAGAGACAGAGCACGCGAGAUGUCUGCAAAGAUGGUCCUGUAAUACUUCACGAAAUAUAUGUACUUGCUGAAGAAGAGAGAUCGUUAUUACAAUCAUGUCACGAUAUCACAAAGCAGCCAUCGAUGGCUAUUUGGAUCUUUUGAAAGAAGCCACCAGGAAAGAUCUGAACACCCCGGAUGAGGAUGGCAUGACACCCACUCUAUGGGCAGCUUACCACGGACACAUUGAAGCUCUGCAGCUCAUAUGCAGUAGAGGGGGGGAUUCGGACAAAAGUGACAUCUGGGGGAACACGCCUUUGCAUCACGCCUCUGCAAACAGUCACAUGCAGAUCGUCAGCUUCUUGGUGAACUUUGGAGCCAACCUCUUCGCUCUGGACAAUGAUUUCCACACUCCCAUGGACGUGGCCGCCUCUCGAGACCACAUGGACUGCGUCCGCUUCCUAGACACCGCUGCCGCCCAACAGACAGGCCAGAAUGCCAAAAGGGUGGCGCGUCUGAAAGAACAGGCCACCAAAGAUGCCGAGCGUAGAGUGAAGCUGUGCGAACGCGUCAAGAAGAGACAUCAGAGUAAGAUGGACAAGAUGUACCGUGGCGGCUCUGUCUCAGAAGGAAGUUCACUUUCUGGCUCGGGUACCUUGAGCAGCGUGAACGGAGAACAGUUCUCCAAACUCAAUGCCGCAGACACCAACGGAUCGAACUCGUCGACAAUCAAGGGAACUCCCCAGCACAAAUUUGGGAAGAAAGACAAAGGGACAGUGAGUAGACAAGGGGAUAGCAAUGUCAUUUUUGUCAGACAAGAAAGCGGCUCACAAGAGAAACCUGGUUUUGCUGACGUCUUCAGUGAGCAGGAUGAAAUUCAGGAUUAUGAUGACGAUGUCGAGAGAGAUUUGGAUGAUGAGGGAGCCAGUCAGGUCAAGUCUAUUUUCGAAAGGCCUGGUCUCGGGAAAAUGGUGUUCCGCAGGAAAUUCUCCAUGGAAAUGGCCAUGGACCCUGAUGACCUCCCCAGCGGCAAUACAGAAGACCUAGGGUACCUCAUCCGUCAAGAGUUGUUUGAAACUGUGGAUGAAGGUCUGGAGGGUUUGGACAAGGAUUCAGAACUUCCUUGGAACGAAGAGGAGAUCGGCCUGGAUGAGGACGAGGAGACCUCUCACUUGGAUUCCUUCUUGGCGUCGAUCGGCCUGUUGGACUAUGGUCCUGUGUUCAGCCGUGAACACUUGGAUCUUGAUGCCCUGAUGCUCUGCUCAGAUGAUGAUCUUAAAGGCAUCCGCAUCCAGCUGGGGCCACGCAAGAAGAUCCUGGAAGCUUCGGCUCACAGGAAAACUGUGCUAGAGCAGCCUGGCGUUAUGAAAGACACCUUCCUUUAAAGGGGUCCUAUUAUGCUCUUUUACAAAGUCUCGAUUUUGUU